GAAAGCGACGGCGCGUUCGGAGCGUUCCGUCGUGGCCGCCGUUCCCCUCGGAGCCGGACAGUAUGGCUUCGGCUGCCGGUAGCUCCGUGUUGGUGGUGAGGUUCCACGGUGGGACAGUGCGUAGUCGGCCGCGGGUGUGCGUGCUUCGUUUUACCCGCACGGAGGACACGGAUCCGUGAGACUUGGCAGAGAUCGUGCGGCGGGGAAGAAGGACGUGUGGGGUGCGUCGAUACACGUAGACCGUGGGGCGAGGGCGGCCGAGGAAACACGGGCAGAGAUGCGGCGAAAUGUGAAAAUUGUGUUGUUCCUGUCAUGCGCGUGGAUGUUCGCCUUUGUUUACUACUACCACACGUCGCGGGACACUAAGAACGAAAACAGAGCGCUGCGACUGAAGGAGCCGGCCUCGUUGGCCCUCUCCGCCGGAAAUUCCGGCAACUAUGUGGAUCCAGAUGGCACCGCCAUUGUGAUGUCGUCUGAGCUGCUGCCCGCGCCCACUCCGGAUCCUCGGGUGACAUGGAACUACUUCGACGAGCAAGGGUACGUCUCGAGAGGAGGUCUCCGGGCGGGAGAGGAUCCGUACGCGCGAAACAAAUUCAAUCAGGAGGCUUCCGACGGUCUUCCCAGCAACCGGGAUAUUCCUGACACUCGCAGCGCUAUGUGUCGAAUGAAGCAAUGGAGGAGGGACCUGCCGCCGACCUCGGUGAUAAUCACGUUCCACAACGAAGCGCGUUCCACGUUACUCCGCACCGUCGUCAGCGUGCUGAACAGAAGUCCCGAGCACCUUAUCAAGGAAAUUAUUCUGGUCGACGACUUCAGCGAUCAUCCCGAGGACGGCGAGGAACUGUCGAGGAUACACAAGGUGCGGGUGAUACGGAACGAGAAGAGGGAAGGUUUAAUGAGAUCGAGGGUGAGGGGCGCGGACGCCGCGACCGCGAGCGUGCUGACGUUCCUCGAUUCGCAUUGCGAAUGCAACGCGGACUGGCUCGAACCCCUGCUGGAAAGGGUGGCCGAGGAUCCCACGAGGGUCGUGUGUCCUGUUAUUGACGUGAUCAGCAUGGAUACCUUCCAAUAUAUCGGAGCAUCAGCGGACCUAAGGGGUGGUUUCGACUGGAGCCUAGUGUUCAAAUGGGAGUACCUAAGCCAAGUCGAGAGACAAGCCAGACAAAAGGAUCCCACGCAAGCGAUCAGAACCCCAAUGAUCGCUGGUGGUCUAUUCGUAAUUAACAAGGCUUACUUCGAGAAGCUCGGCAAGUACGACACUCAAAUGGAUGUUUGGGGCGGCGAGAAUCUCGAAAUAUCGUUCCGGGUGUGGCAAUGCGGCGGCAGCCUGGAGAUAAUCCCGUGCUCGCGCGUCGGCCACGUGUUCCGGAAACGGCACCCGUACUCGUUCCCCGGGGGCAGCGGGAACGUUUUCGCGCGGAACACCAGACGCGCGGCCGAAGUGUGGAUGGACGACUACAAGCAGUUCUACUACAACGCGGUGCCGCUCGCGCGAAACAUCCCCUACGGAAAUAUUCAGGACAGGAUGGAGCUGAAGCGGAAAUUGCGCUGCAAGCCCUUCAGUUGGUAUCUGAAAAACGUGUAUCCCGAAUUAGUUAUACCGACCAGCGAGGGCGGGCCCGGCGGAUCCCUGAAGCAGGGCAACGCGUGCCUGGAUAGCAUGGGCCAUCUACUAGACGGGAACGUGGGACUUUAUCCGUGUCACGACACCGGCGGUAACCAAGAAUGGACCCUAACGAAGGACGGCCUGAUAAAGCACCACGACCUCUGCCUAACCCUGUCGGUCUACGCGAAAGGCACCACGCUGCUGAUGCAGAUCUGCGACGGCAGCGAGAACCAGAAGUGGAGGCACCUGGAGGGCGGGCUGAUCCGGCAUUCGAGGCUGCCGGUGUGCAUGGACUCGAGAUACCACGCGCAGAGAGGCAUCACCGCCGAGAAAUGCGACUCGAACGCCGAGACACAGAGGUGGCACCUCUACAACCACAAUCACUAGCUCGCGAGCUCGAUCGGCGGCGGCUCGUGAAGAUCGUCGUCGUCGUCGUCGUCGUCGUCGCGUUGCCGCCGCCACACGAGGCGCGGCGAACGGGUCCGCUAUCUGAUCGGAGGGAGCAGGAUCGACCUGAUCCGCGCGAUCGACCUCUCCGACCCCGAGAACAACCUUUUCGAGCGCGCCGCUCGAUGAACAAUCAACGCCUCGUCGGUUCAGACGGACCCUUCCCCCGACGGGAGGAAACAGUGAUCGAACAAGAUAAUAUUAGAAACUAUUUCCGCGAGUCUCGAAGCGUCUCGAGACGUCGUUGACCUCCGACGAGAGACGAGAUAUAUCCUAGGCGAGAGAUCAGGGAAAACUUGGAAUUGAAUUCGACGCGUCCGAGCUGGAUAGAUUUUUCCGGGUGGACCGAUGGGUUUUCGUUCGAUUGUAGACAAUAGACGGGCCGGGCAGGGAUUCGAGGAGCGGGUCGAGUCGCCUCGAUCCGCUCCUCGAAUAGAUUAGCGCGCUGGAAACGAUCGAGUCUGGAUAUUCCGAAUCGGCAAGGCGAGAGAGCCAAUCUCGAGGAACUUUCAUUCCGCUGGUACUUUGACGACGUGCAUUUAACGUUAAUUUCCCAUGAUCUCAAAACGAUUUCAUUGUUCGAUCGCAUGGUAAUAUCGUGUAGGGGUGAGAUGGAACCUGAGAAAAAUACUCUGGUACUCGUGGUCGCGAAGGCUGGCCCAGACUGGGAGACGUUCGUUACGAUUAUACGAUUCGGAUAAUCGCUCCUCGGUCUGGGUCAGACCCGAGAGGAACACGAGGACGAAUAUCGCGGACGUUUCGGUGCUUUCGACGCGCGAGUCGCGGGAGUGUCUCGUUUCAAACCGUAAACACUAAGGCCAGUUCCACGAGCAGCUAAAGCGAUCCUUUUUCCGGCGAGUUCGGCGAUCGAAGGAGAGAACGAUCGAAGACACGCGGGCCCGCUUUCUCUUAACCCUUUGCGGACGAGGAUUUCCCGAAAUAUUUCAAAGCCCCGUACGAACGGGAACUAUCCGUGGAAUUUUUAACGCGUCGCCGAUCGGAGUUACGCGGAGCGAAAGAUCGUUGCUACUAAGUUAUCGCUGUUAUUUAUGCGAGCGUUUCGAUACGGAAAGUUAAAUUAAUUCGAAAAAUGACGUGAAUCGUAUAUCAAAUUGUUUCUAUCAUUUCAACGAUUAAACGUCUCGCAACUUGGAAAUCCGAGUUCGCCAUUGGAGCCGACAACAUGGCGGCGCUCGUCGUCAAAGGGUUAAUUCCCGUAUGUAUCUGAUAAUCUCUCUAGCCCGACAGAAGCUGAAUCCGAAUGCAAUAGCGAGGAACCUUGUUUUCAGCCGACUUGAUUGUUAACGACGAAGUAUA
Molecule: messenger RNA, 3370 nt
Organism: Nomia melanderi (Alkali bee)
Lineage: Eukaryota; Metazoa; Arthropoda; Insecta; Hymenoptera; Halictidae
Gene: Pgant2
Product: polypeptide N-acetylgalactosaminyltransferase 2
Biological process (GO): protein O-linked glycosylation
Cellular component (GO): Golgi apparatus
Molecular function (GO): polypeptide N-acetylgalactosaminyltransferase activity
Source: RefSeq, a predicted model, not a curated record